AUGACGCCAGGACCUGCGGAUGCGGAGCAACAGGCGGACAAGAGGAAUAAGUCGAAGCGCUUCUUGUUCUGCUUCCCAUGGAUCAAGUCGAGACAUGUGCGGGCGCAGAUUGCGAUGUGCUUCGUGGCUGCUGUGUUCCUUUUUUCGCUGCUAUCAGUGUAUUUGGGUCUGACACUAUCAAAACAUGCUGUUAUUGGCGAGCUGAACGUCAUGUUGAUCAUGAUCAUUCUCCUGGCGGCGGUCUUCUUCUGCUACAGUAUCAUUCGGUUAUGGAUUCUAAUUGUUCGCGGAGACCCGCCAGACGUUCCUCGAGCCAUUGACCCGCGCGGAUAUGCCGUUCCACGCAACCCCAUACGAGUGGUGAUGGCCCAAGACGAAGAAGCUGCCGGCGUCGAGAGCGCAGCCAUGACGAUGAAGCCGCCUGCCUACGGGCUCUGGCGAGAGAGUGUGCGCGUGGAUCCAAACCGCUUCUUCUGGCAACGGAAUGAUGCUGCGCAGCCCACCGCUUCUCCGCCAACGACGGGACCGAGGCCACCGUCUUACAUCUCCGAGGAUGGAGUGUCAUACGUGGUUGAUGCGGUGCCUCGCUCUAUUGCUCCGACAUCAGAGGGCGAUUCCCAGCCGGUGCAUCCUUCAGAACGAGGAAGAGCUGGCCUGCCACCUCCAAGCUGA
Trichoderma virens Gv29-8 is the source of this 672-nucleotide messenger RNA. RefSeq lists its product as uncharacterized. The record is from RefSeq and is a predicted model, not a curated record. Bases 1 to 672 code for a protein of 223 amino acids. The transcript has 3 exons. NCBI's taxonomy places the organism in Eukaryota, Fungi, Ascomycota, Sordariomycetes, Hypocreales, Hypocreaceae.